UAGGAAGGAGGAAGACAGAAAUGUCCUCCGGGCCGGGGGAGUGGGAGAAAGGAAUUCCAUGCAUGCUCCACGGGAGCAGGGCGGCAGGCCUGCAGGGGCAGCCAGCUCAGCCUCGGUGCCCGUCCGUGUCCUGCUGCCCACUCCUGGCUGCUUGGCCCUGCGCGAGUGAGCCCUCAUCCCCAGGCCACAGGCUGGGAGCAGGGAGCAGUGGCCCUUGUUUGCAGUGCUCGUUUCAACCCUGGCUCACAGGGGAUGAGACUUCUGUGAGCAGUGAAGAUUUUGACAUGAACGACUCCACAUGGAUGUCGGCUGACCCACACCUGGCUUCCAGCCUGAGCCCCAGCCAGGACGAGAGGAUGCGCAGCCCACAGAACCUCCACAGCCAGGAAGAUGAUGACUCUUCCUCGGAGAGCGGCAGCGGCCAUGGCUCCUCCACCCUGAACCCGUCCACGUCGAGCAGCACCCAGGGCGACCCCACCUACCCAGAGAUGAACGGCACCGGCUCAGUGGCCCCCAUGGACUUCGCCGCGGCCGAGGACCAGCCCGUCGACCUGUGUGACAAGCUCCCGCCGGGCCCGGCGCUCGGCGCACCCUCCUACCCCUCGGACGGCUGUGGCACCGACGGGCUGCGGAGCCGUGUCAAGUACGGGGUGAAGGCCACCCCUGAGGGGGGCGGGGGGUGCCCCCAGAUGUACCAAGGGAUGGUAUUGCGUUGUGGCUGCACCCGCUCUGCACGGGGAGGCGCAGUGAGCGCAGGAGUGACCAGAGCAGUCUCUGCCCGGGCCCCCGGCAGGCCUAGCUAUGCUUCCAUGGAGGGGCGCGGAUGGCUCGAGAGGGCCUUCAAACCAGUGCUGCCGUGCCGCGGGGGACAUGGGGGUCCGCGAGCCGACGACGACGACGACGACCACGACGACCACGAGGACAACGACAAGAUGAACGACUCCGAGGGCGUGGACCCCGAGCGCCUCAAGGCCUUCAACAUGUUCGUGCGGCUCUUCGUGGACGAGAACCUGGACCGCAUGGUGCCCAUCUCCAAGCAGCCCAAGGAGAAGAUCCAGGCCAUCAUCGAGUCGUGCAGCCGGCAGUUCCCCGAGUUCCAGGAGCGGGCCCGCAAGCGCAUCCGCACGUACCUCAAGUCCUGCCGCCGCAUGAAGAAGAACGGCAUGGAGAUGACCAGACCCACGCCGCCCCACCUGACCUCGGCCAUGGCAGAGAACAUCCUGGCCGCCGCCUGCGAGAGCGAGACGAGGAAGGCAGCCAAGAGGAUGCGCCUGGAGAUCUACCAGUCCUCGCAGGACGAGCCCAUAGCUCUGGACAAGCAGCACCCGCGGGACUCCGCGGCCAUCGCCCACUCCACCUACUCACUGCCAGCCUCCUACUCCCAGGACCCCGCGUACGUCAACGGUGGCCUCAACUACAGCUACCGUGGGUAUGGGGCCUUGGGCAGCAACCUGCAGCCCCCCGCUUCCCUCCAGACGGGGAACCACAGCAACGGGCCCACGGACCUCAGCAUGAAAGGCGGGGCCUCCACCACCUCCACCACCUCCACGCCCACCCCCUCCAGCACCAGCACCAGCAGGCCCGUGCCCACCGCCCAGCUCAGCCCCACGGAGAUCAGCGCCGUUCGGCAGCUCAUCGCGGGCUACCGGGAGUCCGCUGCCUUCCUGCUGCGCUCUGCAGACGAACUGGAAAACCUCAUCUUACAGCAGAACUGACCCCACGGCACCUGGAGCACUGCCCUAGGGAAGGAGGCUGGCCCGGCCCGGCCCAGCUUCCUGCCUUGCCCGUUGGUACAUUUUGUUUUUUGAAGGAGGCGGGAUCCAGAGGAGCUGUUUCUAGCCACACUCCAAGCACCUGAGACUUUGGGCACAAGGACAC
This is a messenger RNA of Carlito syrichta (Philippine tarsier), 1878 nucleotides long. It is a transcript of the gene NOL4L, whose product is annotated as nucleolar protein 4 like. Lineage: Eukaryota; Metazoa; Chordata; Mammalia; Primates; Tarsiidae. The transcript is spliced from 9 exons. The record is from RefSeq and is a predicted model, not a curated record. Bases 21 to 1715 code for a protein of 564 amino acids.